AGGAACACACACCGCCCACCGCGGAGCUCGGCGCGGCCGGCUCGCUCGCCGAUGACGUCACAGCCGGUUACGCGAGGCAGGCGCGGCCUUCCGGAGCCGGUUCCAGCGACCGGUGACUGGGACCCGACCGGCCGGCCAGCCGAGGCCGACGCCGCAGUCGGCCGGCAGCGGGCGCGCAGGCUACACGCGCCUCCCGCCCCGCACGUGAGUCAUGACGAGUGAGAUGUGUGUGAUGCUGGCGGUGCUGGCGGUGGUCCUUCAGAGGGCCGCCGCGUUCAAUGUGGACACCCGGCACCCGGUGCUGUUCCGCGGACCGCCCGGCGCGGCGGACGCUCAUUUUGGCCUGGCCGUGGCGCUGACCACGGGCGCCGCUGAGCCCUGGGUGCUGGUCGGCGCGCCGCGUGCUAACUCAUCUCUGGGCCUGCACCCCGAGAUCCGUGAGCCUGGCGCGCUGUACCGGUGUCCGGCACUGGGAGUCGGACUCUGCGAGGAGGUGCUGGUCGACACGGAAGGUAAUGAGCCAGCGCCGGACUUCUCCUACACGAACCUGCGGGACGGCGGCUGGCUGGGCGGCACCAUCGACGCCGAGCCGGGCCCCGAUGGAAGGACGGUGGUGUGCGCGCCGCGCUGGCGAAACCAGCGCUACGGCGGCCACUACCUUGGCAACGGCGCCUGCUACGUGGGAGGGCCGAGCGCUGCCGACGCUGGCUUCGAGAAGCUGGUGCCGCUCUCUUCGCGCGACAAACAGUACACAACACAGCUGGGCGUCAACGCCUACCUCUUCUCGUACGGCGAGGCCGGCAUCUCGGCGCACCUGGGCUCGGACGGCCGGCUGGUGCUCGGCGCGCCCGGUGUGUUCGACUGGACGGGGACGAUCGGAACGUACAGCUCACCGGACCAGGGAGAGAAGACGCUCCGGGUGCCCAACCCGGCCGCCUUCCCGGACUUCAUGAGCCGCUACGACUACUUUGGCUACGCGGUUGGCUCCGGGAGGUUCCUCGCCGGAGAGCCGGGGACCCAGCUGCUGGUGGGUGCGCCCCGCGCCGCCGGCGCCCGCGGGAAGGUGUUCCUCCUCACCCUCGGAGCCGACGACAACCAGGUGUUCAAUGUUAUCGCCGAGCGUGUCGGAGAUGAUGUGGGAGACUACUACGGCGGUGCUGUCUUGGCCGCUGACGUCAACGGAGACGGACUGGAUGACGCGCUGGUGGGGGCGCCCCUCACGGCCGGCGACAGCUUCGACGAGGGUCGUGUGUACGUGCUGCUGAGCUCCGGCGACGGCCAGCUUCGCGAGGAGGCUCGGCUGGUCGGUCAGUCGGAGGGAGGGAGGUUCGGCACCACCGUCGCCUCGCUCGGAGACCUGGAUGGUGACGGCUACCAGGACGUGGCCGUGGCUGCGCCGUAUGAGGACGAAGGACGCGGUGCCGUCUACAUUUUCCGCGGAGGGAUCGGCUUCGUUACUGAACCGGCACAAAGGAUCGCUGCCGUCGACAUCAGUGAUGCUCUACAGGGUUUCGGCAUCAGCAUCUCGCGCGGUGUUGAUCUUGACGGUAACGCGAUGCCGGACUUCGCGGUGGGCGCGUACGGUAGCGGUGACGUGGUGCUGCUGCGCUCCAGCCCGGUGAUCCAGUUCGUUAGUUCGCUGACCUCCGACCCGCCGCGUCUCGACAUGUCGGUCAGCGAGUUCGAGGUGCGCGCCUGUCUGGCAUUCAGUGGCGCCGCGCUGCAGACCGUCCGCGUCCGAGUGUCGCUGAAGAUGGAGUCGUUUCACGCGCAAGGCGUCUUCCGGCUGCCGACAGGCCAGUACGCCAGGGAGGCCAACUUCACAGUGACUAUGCGACGAGACCAGCCCACGUGUGAGAACGUGGCUGUUGAGAUCCUCGCCAACAGCUCGCUGAUCGACUACACCAAGCCGAUGCAGCUCAGCAUGCGGUACGAGGUGGCUAAUGAGGACGGCGAUCGCGUCCAGCCGGUGAUUGUAGAUACAGACACCGAGAAACUCGCCGCAGAUUACGAGGUGGUGGAAGCAGGUGGGCUCAAGAAACGGCGGAGGAGGCAGGCCUUCGGCGGAGCACGUCCGGGCGAUACCUUCUGCGCCAGCUGCCCGGUGGCCAACGUGAACCUGCCGAACCAGCGCGGCACCUCGCUGACGGUGCCGUUCUCGGUCGGCUGUGGUCUGGACGCCAUCUGCCAGACCGACCUGCGCCUGCAGCACCGGUUCCCCGGCCUCAGCGGCGACCGGUACGUCAUCGGCAGCACCCGGACGCUGGAGCUGGAGCUGAUGAUGACGAACGGCGCCGAGCCGGCCUCGCUGCCGCAGCUGACGGUCUCCAUCCCCGCCGCGGUUGGUCUGCGCCGGCUGCCGCCCGCCUGUCGCGAGGGCGGCGCCGGGCGCUCCUCCGCCGGCGAGACCAUCAUCUGUAACGUCCGGCCACACCCGUUCUACAACACUUCUGAGCAUACCCUGGCGCUGCUACUGGACACGUACGGCGUCACCGGCGAUCUGCGCGAGCUCACCUUCAACGUGUCGGCCGGAUCGGCCGGCGUCGAGCUGACUCCCGCAGACAAUAUCGCCAACAUCACUUUGACGCUUGUCAACGAGGCGGAUGUGGAAGUUCGCGGCAGUUCACGAGACGCCACCAUCCUCUUUGACAACUCUGACGAGGCCAAGAAGGAGUACGAGCACGUGCAGCACACGUACCUCGUGUCCAAGUACCUGCCGACGCCGGUGAGCUCGGUGAACAUCUCCUUCCUGGCGCCGGUAGCGGUGCUCGCUGACGACGGGAAGUAUGUGGACAUUGCGCGAGUGUACCCGCCCGAGGCGUUCCUCAACGGCCAGCCGCUGUCCUGCGUCGUUGAGGACGGCAAGUACCUUCUGGCGGGCAGCGAGCAGAGUCACAAUGCGAACGGAGCGCAUGAUGGACUACGGAGACUCGACUUCGAUGACCUACAGGCCGAAGAGUCGAGGCUGUCGCAGUCUGUGUCGCCAUCCGCCGGUCAGUCUUCUACAGCGGCAGUGCAUAACGUAAGACAGCGCUGGAGGCGGAGUGCUCAGCCCAGACCGGAGGUUCCAGUAGCCGAGUCCUCGGCACCGAAGGCUGAGCUCCUGUCGGACGAUACUGACGCGCUGGUGAUCGACUGUUCCCCGGGCAGUCGCGCCCGCUGUGUUCCCAUCACCUGCCGCGCCGUCUCGCUGCUCGAGACCAGCGACCGAGUGACCGUGUCGCUCGAGCUCCGUGUCGAGGUGGCGGCGCUCACCAAGAUGGGCGUCCGACGCGCUCUCAUCUCCACCGUGGGCGCCGCGCGCAUCGCCGACGCGUCUGUGUCGGCGGAGGUGAACACGCGUCCGGACACGGCGCGCGCCACCACGGAGCUACUGGGCGCGGCGCUGGUGCCGGAGGAGGUGCCCAUCUGGAUCGUGGUGGUAGCCGUGCUGGGCGCCCUCCUGCUGCUGGCGCUCAUCACGCAGGGCCUGGCCAUGGCCGGCUUCUUCCGGCGCAGCAGCAAGGAGGCGAUGGAGGAGCAGCAGCAGGCGCAGCAGGCGCAGUGGCAGCAGCCGGCGCCGCUGCCGCAGCCUCUUGCCUCCGAACAGGAGGAACAGGAGGCCGCCGAGGACUUUGGGGAGGAGGAGUCGGUCAAAGAUGACUUCGGGGACAACAUGUUCAUCGUGCCCGGCCCACCGGUCGGGAAGGGAGCGUAGUGUCGGUGCACGAACAGAGAUCGUUAAUUGGCUGUGAUAUUUGGGGCGAGGUUGUCGGUGUCUGCAGCAAAUCGACAACACUCUCCCAUCUUAUGCUUGAAGUCAGAGAGAUUGAAACGUGCAUCGAGUCGAGGCCAAAACUUCAAUAAGUUAUUUGAUGGAACGUUUUUGUUGCUAUUGAUAUGUGAUGAGAAACAUGUCGCGGGAGUUCCUGAUCAUGUCGCUUUAUCUGAGACAUUCGGGAUGCUGUGGAAGCGCCUUAACUUUUUCAUGCAGCGCUGCUAUUCCGUUUGCUGCAAAUGUUUAGUACCGAAACGGGAUGAUGAGUAUUACACCUCUGUCUGUAUGACCAGAUCCCAAUCCACGUACUUAUGCGUAUUCGAUUUAAGCAAGUGUAUUUUAUUGAAGAGACCUCAUGUGAUAUUGCUCAAGUGUAUUUUAUGCGUGCCCAUGUAUAAUGCAUCACUAAUUAAUUAUUGUCCUAGUCCAUUGUGUGGCUGAAAUACAUCCGACGCUUCCCA
Molecule: messenger RNA, 4218 nt
Organism: Amphibalanus amphitrite
Lineage: Eukaryota; Metazoa; Arthropoda; Thecostraca; Balanomorpha; Balanidae
Product: integrin alpha-PS5-like
Exons: 1
Coding region: 212-3697 (1161 amino acids)
Biological process (GO): cell-matrix adhesion; cell adhesion mediated by integrin; integrin-mediated signaling pathway
Cellular component (GO): external side of plasma membrane; integrin complex
Molecular function (GO): integrin binding
Source: RefSeq, a predicted model, not a curated record